Actinia tenebrosa (Australian red waratah sea anemone) is the source of this 5151-nucleotide messenger RNA. RefSeq names its product ATP-citrate synthase. The record is from RefSeq and is a predicted model, not a curated record. Gene Ontology annotation, molecular function: ATP citrate synthase activity. Gene Ontology annotation, cellular component: cytosol. Gene Ontology annotation, biological process: citrate metabolic process; acetyl-CoA biosynthetic process; fatty acid biosynthetic process. NCBI's taxonomy places the organism in Eukaryota, Metazoa, Cnidaria, Anthozoa, Actiniaria, Actiniidae.
AGUCAGUAGAGUCAGUUGGUGAAUAGAACUUAGACAAUUUUAUUCCAAAAUUAUUCAUACGAUCGCGAAAGAGGAACCUUUCUGCUUUACUGAUUUCCCCACAGACAAGAUAAAUCGACUGUAGAUUUAUCUUUAAAAAUGUCUGCCAAAGCGAUCUAUGAAUCUGACGGUAAAACACUGUUAUCAAAAUAUCUGGACACCAGCACGUCCUACGUGCAAAAUCGGUUUAUAACUAUUAAUAAAGAAUCGAAUUGGGAUGAACUGAUAGAGAAAAAUCCCUGGUUGAAGCAAGAGAAAUUAGCUGUGAAGCCAGAUCAGUUGAUCAAAAGACGUGGAAAACUUGGCUUGAUUAAAGUGAACGUUGGGAUUGACGAAGCAAGAAAAUGGUUAGAAGAAAAAAUGGGUAAAACAAUUGAGGUUGGUUCUUCUAGUGGUCCACUAAAACGCUUCAUAAUAGAACCUUUUGUAGCUCAUCAACAGAAUGAGGAGUACUAUGUGUGUAUUCAUGCCCAGCGAAACUGUGACACCAUCUUGUUUCAUCAUGAAGGAGGUGUAGACAUUGGUGAUGUUGAAUCCAAGGCCCUGAAAUUAGAUGUUGCACUUGAUGAAAAAGUAACUGCUAUAUGGAUUGAGAAGACACUAAUGGUUGAUGUUCCAGAAGAAAAGAAAAAACUUCUGGCUGAAUUUGUCCAUGCACUUUUUCUACUUUAUACUGAUCUUUAUUUCACAUAUAUGGAAAUCAAUCCUCUAGUUAUGGUUGGCAAUAAAGUGUAUGCGUUAGACUUGGCUGCAAAACUUGACCAAACUGCAGAUUUUAUUUGUAAGACUAAAUGGGGUGAAAUAGAUUUUCCUCCACCAUUUGGUAGAGAUGCUUUUCCAGAGGAAAAAUACAUAGCUGAAUUGGAUGCCAAGAGUGGAGCAUCACUUAAACUAACCAUCUUGAACAGAAAAGGAAGGAUUUGGACCAUGGUGGCUGGAGGUGGAGCUUCAGUCAUCUACAGUGAUACCAUCUGUGAUCUAGGUGGUGCUAUGGAACUAGCCAACUAUGGUGAGUACUCAGGAGCUCCAUCAGAAUCCCAGACCUUUGAGUAUGCCAAGACAUUACUGAAGCUGAUGACAGAAGGAGAACCACAUGUUGAAGGGAAAAUUCUUAUCAUUGGAGGAGGAAUUGCAAAUUUCACUAAUGUUUCAGCAACCUUCAAGGGAAUUGUCAGAGCACUAAAUAACUUUCAAAAAGCUUUGCUUGAACACAAAGUAGAAAUCUUUGUGAGACGAGGAGGACCCAACUACCAAGAAGGCUUGAGAAUCAUGAGAGAACUUGGUACCCAACUUGGUCUCAACAUGCAUGUGUUUGGUACGGAAACCCACAUGACUGCAGUUGUAGGCAUGGCACUUGGCAAGAGAGAUAUACCUCACAUGGUUGGUGCAUAUGAUUCAAAUGAUGCUGCUAACAUGUUCUUCAAUGCACAAGACAAAGGGUCCUCCCAGAUAGUAAAGAAAGAAAAGACACUUAGCCUGUCAAAUGUAAGCCGUCCUGUGUUGAGCAGAUCUGAAACUGAAGAAGCAAAAUGUCAUCUGUUCCACAAAAACACUCGUGCUAUCAUAUGGGGAAUGCAACAGAGAGCUGUGCAGGGCAUGUUAGACUUUGAUUAUGUCUGUGAAAGAAAGUACCCUUCAGUAGCUGCAAUGGUCUAUCCAUUCAGUGGUAAUCACAAACAGAAGUUUUACUAUGGUCACAAGGAAAUUAUGAUUCCAGUCUAUAAGGACAUGGGUGAAGCCAUGAACAAGCAUCCAGAAGCUGAUGUAUUGAUAAACUUCGCAUCGUUACGAUCUGCCUACGAUGCUACUUUAGAAGCAUUGACCUUCCCUCAGAUUCGUACAAUUGCGAUCAUCGCUGAAGGUAUCCCAGAAGCAAAGACUCGAAUCUUAAACAAAAAGGCCACAGAAAAGGGCGUCGUCAUAAUCGGACCAGCCACUGUUGGAGGAAUCAAGCCAGGCUGUUUUAAAAUUGGUAACACUGGAGGAAUGUUGGACAACAUUCUGGCGUCAAAACUAUACAGACCUGGAAGCGUUGCCUAUGUAUCCCGAUCUGGUGGCAUGUCUAAUGAACUCAACAACAUCAUCGCUAGAAGCACUGACGGGGUGUAUGAAGGAAUUGCUAUUGGUGGAGACAGGUAUCCUGGUACCACUUUUAUCACUCACAUGUUCCGUUACCAAGACAACCCAGAUGUUAAGAUGAUCGUACUUCUGGGCGAGGUCGGUGGACGCGAUGAAUACGAAAUCUGUGAAGCCUUAAAAAGUGGACGAAUCAACAAACCUGUGGUGGCCUGGUGCAUAGGAACAUGCGCAAACAUGUUCACUUCUGAGGUUCAAUUUGGACAUGCAGGUGCCAGCGCACACAAUGACCAGGAGACAGCAGUAGCAAAGAACAAGGCAUUGAAAGAAGCAGGUGCACACGUUCCUGAAAGUUUUGACUCAUUAUUCGAUAUUAUCCGCUCGGUGUACGAGGAUCUGGUUAAGAAGGGCACCAUCGUUCCUGCCCCAGAGAAAAAGCCACCAACAGUUCCUAUGGACUAUCAGUGGGCACAGGAGCUUGGUUUGAUACGUAAGCCAUCUUCAUUCAUGUCUAGUAUCUGUGAUGAACGAGGAGCGGAACUACUGUACGCUGGGAUGCCAAUCACAGAGAUAUUCAAGGACGAGCUUGGUGUUGGUGGUGUGUUGGGCCUCCUGUGGUUCCAGAGGAGGUUGCCAAGUUACGCAUGUUCCUUCAUUGAAAUGUGUUUGAUGAUCACCGCUGACCACGGCCCAGCUGUGUCUGGAGCACAUAAUACCAUCGUUACUGCUCGUGCUGGCAAAGAUCUUGUGUCAUCGCUUGUAUCAGGACUCUUAACCAUAGGAGAUCGUUUUGGUGGUGCACUUGACAAUGCUGCAAAUCAGUUUUCUAAUGCGUUCGAUAACAACAAGACUCCCAUGGACUUUGUCAAUGACAUGAGGAAGUGUGGACAACUGAUCAUGGGUAUAGGACAUAGAGUCAAAUCGCUCAACAAUCCAGACGUGAGAGUCACCAUUAUCAAAGAUUUCGUCAAAAAGCAUUUUCCUUGUACAGCUCUUCUUGACUACGCCUUGGAAGUCGAGAAGAUAACAACAUCAAAGAAACCCAACCUUAUUCUGAACGUUGAUGGUUGUAUUGCGGUAUCGUUUGUUGAUCUACUACGCUCUUGUGGCGCAUUCACUAGGGAAGAAGCAAAUGAGUACAUCCAGAUUGGGUCGCUUAACGGCCUGUUCGUUCUUGGGCGUUCCAUGGGAUUCAUUGGUCAUUAUUUGGACCAGAAGCGGCUCAAACAGGGACUAUAUCGUCAUCCAUGGGACGACAUCACGUACAUCAUGCCAGACCAUCUUUUUCCCGCCAGUUUUGAGUAGUAGAAGCGUCUGCGUAUCUGAUUUUCCCGCCAUUUUUUGCAAUCUAAACAUAAAUCAAACACAUAGAUGAGAUAGAUAACAAAUCAAUGAAAUCUUAGUUGAUUAGGGAAUUUUUAUUACAUUCAUAAAAUAUUUCGCAAAAGCCUAGGUAUAUUUUUUGCAAUUCAUUUUUUUUGGGACAAAAACAUAAACACGGCUAUAUAAUAGCAAAACUAUUAUUGAGGACAAAUCUGGACUAUUUAAAAAUGUUUCUGGAAAUUUGUUAAAGUGCCGAGCUUUCCUAGUUUCCCAUAAAGGUUUACGGGGUACUCCUGGAUCAGGAAUAAAGAUGGUGUUCACCAAGAGACCACAAAAGAUUGUGGUAUGCUUUCUUGUACGCUUAAAGAAAUUUAUCUCUGCAAAUCUAAUGGCACUCGCUUGCAUGCUUGUAAAUGUUUGAACCUCACUUGUUAUUCUGCUGUUGUGUUUCUCGUUGAUGUCGGUGUUUUCUUGCUGCAGUUGCUAUUGUUGUCAAAACUGUUGCUUGUAUUUUGCAAAGUUGAGGUGGCUCAGUUGUUGUUGUUGCUACUGCUGAUGCUUCUAGCUGUCGUUGCUCCUGAUGCUACUGACAUUGCUGUUGCUUAAGCUUCAGGAAUUUAGCCGAGUGUUUGCAACAGCUGCGGAGCUAGUAGCUGCUGCUGAUCAGUUCUCCUAUAGCGGAUGUUGAGGUGGCUUAGUUGUGGUUGCUGUUACUGCUGAUGCUUCUAGCUGUCCUUGCUUCUGAUGCUGCUGACAUUGCUGUUGCUUACGCUACAGGAAUUUUUUGGUUGCAACAGCUGAGCUAGUAUGCCUGCUCAUCAGUUGUUCUCCUAUGUGGAUGCUGCAGUUGUUGUUGCAUGACCUUCUUUAAAUUGCUGAUUGGUAACACUGCUGCCGGUGCUGCUGCUCAUGGUGGGCUCUGCUGUUGCAAGUGCUGCUGUUGCUGCUGCUGUUGUUGUUGCUGCUGCUGAUGGUAGUGGUGUAGUUCCAAUACAGUUCAAUAUUUGGCUCAGUCGAACUGAAACAGGGAGGGUUUUUCAUGUUUAUUGUAAGGAAUGCCGGUUUCAUAAAGCAACAGGCGCCAGUCUUACUGUAGGCCUUUUGUUUGUGAACGGUGAAGUAACUGUUAUUUGUCGAUGAGGUAAUUCAUACGCAAUCAAAUAUCCUAUUUAACUAUUUUAUUUCUAAACAGGAACAACUACAAAUACAGACAUUAAUACCAUUAUCGUUGAAGUGCGACCCGUGAAGUUCAAAUUUCCCCUGCCGCCAGUCGAGGAACUGCAAUAAAACAGCAAUAUCUCGACGGAAAUUUUGGACUUAAUUGAAGAUUUUAGAGGAUUGGAGGAUUAAGAUAUUGCUUUUUCAUUUCGGUUCUUUGACGGAACAGAUGUUGAAAUGCUAGUCGGCGAACGAGACAUUCAACUUCGUGGGUCGCACUUCAACGAUAAUGGUAGUAAGAUUAUUCUUUUUGAGUAAACGUGGUCAGUGCAUUGUCGUUUCGACUUUAAAAUUGAAAUCGCCGAUUUUCUUUUGGUUUUUACUCUAUUUUUUUUUAAUACUCCGAACGAAAGAGCGUUCUCGAAGUAGUUUGCCUAGACUGAAAAUCGUAUAACUGGUAUCAUGAUUGAUUAUUCAGGGUUAAUAAUUCAAGUUUAAUAAGAUAAAAGACAAGUGAUUAAAUAAAGUGCAAUAAAGUUUUCAUUCAGCCAUGUA